AUGGAAGAUGCAGGCGACCUCGAUGAUGACUUGUUUGGCUCUGAAGCUGAAAAUCCCGAUGCUGGAGUGCGCGGGUUGAGUGACAGAGAGUUAGAUUCAGGAGACGAUGAAGACAGAAAUGAUAGAGCUCCCGAGAGAGACGCCGAGGAGAUCGAUCAUGAUUCACAAAGAAAUGCGCGUGUUCUGGACUCAACAGUAUGGAGGCAUCCAUUACCAAAGCCUUCUGACGGAGAGUUCAACACUUUACGACUACCAAAGUUUCUCGGCAUAGAACCGCGUCCUUAUGACCCCGAAACAUUCGAAUUGCCUGUAUCCGAUCAUCACACAAAUACAAAAUCCGCAAACUUUUCUGCGAGUGCUGUUGCUAGUUCUACUAUGCGCUACCGAAAGAACCCAUCCACUGGCAAAUUGGAGAGCAAUACCGUUGUAUACAGAUGGAGUGAUGGGAGCACAACAAUCUCAGUCGGUGACCAACACUACGAAUUGCAGACUAAGCCUCUUGCACCACCAAAGGAUAGUAAGACAUAUCAAGAAGUACAAGAUUCGCACUCAUACGUCGCUUCCCCCUCGAUUGCAUCUCAGUUGUUGGUCAUGGUUGGCCAUAUGUCAAAUCAGUACACCGUUAGACCGAACAAGGACAUUGAAGAUGAUGCAUUAGAGAAACUGCAAAGAAGCUUAGCAGCUGCUACUCGAGGAGGCAACAAGGGAGAUGAUAAGAGUGGUCCCCAAGUGAUCACCAAUACCCAAGAUCCUGAGCUACAAAAGAAGAGGGCAGAGAUAGCUGAGAAAGAAAGACUGAAGGCUCAGCGCCGCCGCGAGACUGCAGCUGAAAAAGCGAGCUUGCCACGACGUCCAGGUGGUGGCUUGAGCGUGGAAGAUUUGGAAGGCCGCGGAGGGUCAAGGGCUUCUGGAUCGGGGCGUAAGCCUCCAGGUGCUAAACGCCCAAGAAGAAGACCAGAGUACGAUUCAGACGAUGAUCUCCCACGAGGCAGAAAUAGGGAGGACGAGUACGACAAGGAGGAUGAUUUCCUUGCUUCCAGCGACGAGGAUCUUGAAGAGGGAGCGGAAGACGAAGAUGAAGAAGAGGAAAUGGUUGACGACGAGAGCGAAAGAGAGGAGCCAAGAUCCAAGAAGCUGAAGUCAUCCAAACCGGAGGAGUCGAGCGAUGCUGAUGCUGACGCUGAAGCGGACUUGGACGACGAGGCACCUCCUCCCCCAGUUACCAGCGAGUCUACUGGUGGUAGAGGCAGAAAGCGUAACAUCAUUGAGGAUGAUGACGAUGAUGAGUGA
Molecule: messenger RNA, 1290 nt
Organism: Amorphotheca resinae ATCC 22711
Lineage: Eukaryota; Fungi; Ascomycota; Leotiomycetes; Helotiales; Amorphothecaceae
Exons: 2
Coding region: 1-1290 (429 amino acids)
Biological process (GO): positive regulation of transcription elongation by RNA polymerase II; transcription elongation by RNA polymerase II
Cellular component (GO): nucleus; Cdc73/Paf1 complex
Molecular function (GO): RNA polymerase II C-terminal domain phosphoserine binding
Source: RefSeq, a predicted model, not a curated record